Molecule: messenger RNA, 1113 nt
Organism: Peniophora sp. CBMAI 1063
Lineage: Eukaryota; Fungi; Basidiomycota; Agaricomycetes; Russulales; Peniophoraceae
Source: the annotation of a GenBank genome assembly
AUGGAGUUCUUCAGUAGCGUCGGCGGCGCAGACCCCCUCCGACCUUCCCUCUUUGAGCUCGUUGCACAGGAGCAGCUCCGGGACCUCCUUCAACCCGCGCUCAAGUACGUUCUUUCCGUCUUUGCGCAGCGGCAUCCACGAUACUUGAUACGGCUUGUGAACCGGCAUGAAGAGUUCUAUGCUCUGCUUAUGCUGCUCGUUGAGCGGUACUAUCUUGUAAAGCACAACGCGUCAUUCGCGGAGAACUUCUAUGGGUUGAAAAGAAGAAGGAAACCGGUUUAUGAGACGGAGCGUGCACGUGCGGCGACUGGGGAUAUGCCCUUGCCUGAAGAGAAGCUACGGCAACGGGAAGUCUCGAGAUCCCUCCUGCUCUUGAUAGGUGUACCAUAUCUAAGAGCGAAGGCGCAGGACUAUUACGAAUCGCUCGGUGGCGGCAUUGACUCGGAUCUCCUGGACGAGGGUGGCAGUUACCAAGCCGUUCGCGCGCUGGCCGACGAUGGUCUAAAGGGACGAUUACGAAGAGCUUACAAGGCGGCAUAUCCAUAUUGUAACCUCGCCUUCGAAGGCUGGUUGUUGUCAUACAACAUCGCCUACCUAUUCGACAAAACACCUUUCUAUAGACCCUGGCUCGCAUGGGUUGGUGUCGAUCUGCGACGGUUGAGCAUAGGAGACUACCGCGCAGAAGCUAUUGCUGCCCAGGCAGCCACCGUCGUCCCACCCAAGAGCUUCUCCUUCACCCGUCUUGUCCGUUCCGCUCCGGGUACCCUCCUCGGCUCCCUGCGCGUUCUGCUUCCAACCGCGAUAUUCUUCAUCAAAUUCCUCGAAUGGUGGUACUCGCCCGGCUCUCCCGCCCGAGCCCUAUCCGCGCCCGACAGCGCGCCGCGUGUACCCCCACCGCGCAUGCUUCCGCCACAUCCGCGCGGGCUACGCGUCGACCCGCACGCAUAUGGCAUUUGUCCAAUCUGCAAGGACCCAUGGCGAAACGCGACGGCACUACCUAGCGGAUACGUGUUCUGUUACCGGUGCGCGUUCGAGUGGGUUGAAAGGGAAGGGAAAUGUCCUGUUACGCUUUUGCCCGCACGGACGUGGCAGCUACGCAAGGUGUUGGUAUAG